AUGGAAUCCUCUGAGAAUCUUAAUAACGACUAUAGUGUUGUUUUCACAGGAGGAGGAUUUAUAUCGAAAGAUCGCAAGAAUGAGGAUGAAAUUAUAUUUAUAUUCCAUGUUCAUAUGCCAGAAAAUAUUGAUAAAAUUGGUCAACCCGUAGUUCUCGGUGAUGGACAAGAAUUAGGAUUUUGGGAACAACCCAAUAUAAAACUUCAUCAGCCACUUCCUCAAAGUCCUACAUAUUGGCGAUCUGACUCGGUUAAAAUUUCUGUAUCAAUUACUACUGAAGGAUAUGAUAUUCAAUACAAGUACGCUAUUUGUGAAAAAGAAAGCGAAAAAAAUAUCCUCGAAGGAAAUAGCAAUCGAGAAAAUCGCACUUUGGAUAUUAUGAGAAUUGAUCAAUUCGGUAUAUGGAAAAAUACUUAUGAUCUGCCUAACAAAUUUCGCUUGUUCCCAAAAUAUAUACGCGACUUUGCUUUUGUUGAUUAUAUUUAUAAUUCUGUCAAUGUUAAUAACUUAAAGGAUAAAGUUUUGGAGUAUCAAUAUUUAUUAUCUAUUUACAAUGAACUUACGAUUCGUGUGUCAGAACCAAAUUUUAUUAUCAAUCAUAUUGAUGAUAAAUUAAGAGAAAAACGACUUUUCUCAUGUCUUCUCUUAGGAUAUUAUGUUUCAAGGCAAAAUACAAUUUAUGAAUUACCGAAUCAAUUUCCAUCUGAUUUAUUGUUAGAUGCACUUGAGGGUUAUAAGCAAGAAGUAUUACCAUCAGAUACUAAAGAUCCAAUGUAUAAUGCUAUUACAACAUUAAUUCAUCAUAAUGCUUUUAAAAUGCAAUUUAAUUGGUUAAAGGUUUUUACAAUCGAUGUUGUAGUUGAGUCUAAUUAUAUGUUCAUUGAUCGCUUAAGAACCUUAAAAUAUCCGAAUAACCAUUUAUUAACAAAAUUUAUUGAAGAAGUUAAAGUAGUUAUGCCUUAUAUUGACAACCAUAAGUUUGAAAAACUUGCUAAGUGGUUAAUUGAAUUAUGUCAAGAUAUGGACGGACUUCUUAAACUUUGGAGUGAUGUACUUUCGUGUCGUGAAGUGAACGAUAAAAAUAUUCUCAAGUGUUUUAUCGAUCGAAUUCAAGAGAAUAUUUCUGUUGAUGAUGCUGUUGCUUUAGCAAACCAUUUUAAAGAUAUCCCUAAAAUUUUCCGAGAAAAUGUUUCUAGCGUUUUCCGUGAUCGUGUCUUUUUAUUACUUAGUAGUCCAAGUAGCAAGUGGACAAAUCCAAAUAUCUUUGCUAUACAGAACUUGCUACGAAAUGGUAACCUGAACUGGCGCAGUGAUGACGCCAUAAUUUCAAUGGAACUUAUAUCUCAAUCUAAUAAUUUUGAAUUAUUGAAUAUCUUUCCGGAAAUUUUGGAUGACUGGUUUCGAAGGGAAUUUUCUGAUUCUAAGAAAAAGAUACCAAUUAUUUGU
Molecule: messenger RNA, 1446 nt
Organism: Funneliformis geosporum
Lineage: Eukaryota; Fungi; Glomeromycota; Glomeromycetes; Glomerales; Glomeraceae
Source: the annotation of a GenBank genome assembly